AUGGCUUUCAUCUGUGUGGAUAUCAGCUGCCUAUAUAUCUUUCUCAUUUACACAGUAUUUGACUGUACAUUGUCUUCAAACAUGGAGAUAAAAGUUAAUCCCCCUCAAGAUUUUGAAAUAGUAGACCCUGGAUAUUUAGGCUAUCUCUGUCUGCAAUGGCAACCUCCACUGGAUCUGGAUAAUUUUAAGGAAUGCACAGCAGAAUAUGAAUUAAAAUACCGAAAUAUUGGUAGUGAGCAAUGGAAGACCAUCAUUACUAAGAAUCUACAAUACAAAGAUGGGUUUGAUCUUAACAAAGGUGUAGAAGCAAAGAUACACACACUGUUGUCAAGGCAUUGCACAAAUGGACCAGAAGUUCAAAGUUCAUGGUCAGAAGCUACUUAUUGGACAUCAGAACAAGGAAGUGUGGAAACUAAAAUCCAGGAUAUGGACUGUGUGUAUUAUAACUGGCAAUAUUUACUCUGUUCUUGGAAACCUGGCAUGGGUGUACAUAUUGAUACAAAUUACAACUUGUUUUUCUGGUAUGAGGGCUUGGAUCAUGCAUUACAGUGUGAUGAUUACAUCAAGGCUAAUGGAAAAAACAUUGGAUGCAGGUUUCCCCAUUUGGAGUCAUCAGACUAUAAAGAUUUCUUUAUCUGUGUUAAUGGAUCAUCAGCAUCCAAACCUAUCAGAUCCAGCUAUUUCAUUUUCCAGCUUCAAAAUAUAGUUAAGCCUUUGCCACCAGACUCUCUUAGUCUCACUGUGGAGAAUACUUUUGAAAUCAAUCUGAAAUGGAGCAUGCCUAAAGGACCUAUUCCAGCAAGGUGUUUCAUUUAUGAAAUUGUGCUCACAGAAGAUGAUAUUUCUUGUAUGAGUACCACAGGUGAAAAUGAAAUGAACAUCACAAGAACAUCAAAUGACAGUAAAAAACUAUGCUUUUCAGUAAGAAGCAAAAUGAAUAUGUAUUGCUCAGAUGAUGGAAUUUGGAGUGAGUGGAGUGAUAAACAAUGUUGGAAAGGUGAUAUAUGGAAGGACACACUGAUAUUUUUUGUAAUACCAUUUGCUUUUGCUUCAUUAUUUGUUAUAUUACUGGCUUAUCUGAUUUCAUAUAAGCAAAGAGCUUUACUGAAAAUGAUUUUUCUUACAAAAAAAGAAGUUUUUUCUCAUCCAGAGGCACUCUGUUGA
Castor canadensis (American beaver) is the source of this 1164-nucleotide messenger RNA. RefSeq names its product interleukin 13 receptor subunit alpha 2 (gene Il13ra2). Gene Ontology annotation, biological process: cytokine-mediated signaling pathway. Lineage: Eukaryota; Metazoa; Chordata; Mammalia; Rodentia; Castoridae. Gene Ontology annotation, cellular component: membrane; external side of plasma membrane. Gene Ontology annotation, molecular function: protein binding; cytokine receptor activity. The record is from RefSeq and is a predicted model, not a curated record.